Messenger RNA from Rhagoletis zephyria (snowberry fruit fly), 1149 nucleotides. RefSeq names its product sodium/potassium-transporting ATPase subunit alpha-like. Gene Ontology annotation, biological process: sodium ion export across plasma membrane; potassium ion import across plasma membrane; proton transmembrane transport. NCBI's taxonomy places the organism in Eukaryota, Metazoa, Arthropoda, Insecta, Diptera, Tephritidae. Gene Ontology annotation, molecular function: P-type sodium:potassium-exchanging transporter activity; ATP binding; ATP hydrolysis activity. Gene Ontology annotation, cellular component: plasma membrane. The record is from RefSeq and is a predicted model, not a curated record.
AAAUCGGCCUUUGAAGACGCCUACUCACGGCUAGGCGGCCGCGGAGAGCGGGUGCUUGGCCUCGCCUGGCUGGAGUUGCCCUCAAAGGACUUUCCACCGGAAUUCGAAUUUGACACCUCCGAAGAGCCGCCCAACUUUCCCCUGGCCGACUUCACCUUUGUCGGGCUGAUCAGCAUGGUCGACCCGCCGAAGCCGGGCGUCGGUGAGGCGGUUGGACGGUGUCGGCGGGCCGGGAUCAAAGUGGUGAUGGUCACCGGCGACCACCCCACCACGGCGGCGGCCAUUGCCCGUCAGGUGGGCAUCAUCUCCUCAAUUGAAACCAGCCAACCCGUUUCAAGUAGUUCAAACCAUCACCAUUCAGCCCAGUCCAAUCCAGCUGAGAAGCUUCACCGGGUGAUCACCGGCAGCGAGCUGACACGGCUUGGUGAGAAGGGCCUUGCCGAGGCGGUGGCCCGCCACGCCGAGCUCGUCUUUGCCCGUACCAGUCCCCAGCAGAAGCUGCUGAUUGUGGAGGCGUUUCAGCGGCGCGGCGAGGUGGUGGCCGUCACCGGCGACGGCGUCAACGACUCGCCGGCGUUGAAAGCGGCCAACAUCGGCAUCAGCAUGGGCAUCACCGGUUCGGAGGUGUCCCGGCAAACGGCCGAUCUCGUCCUGCUGGACGACAACUUUGCCUCCAUCGUCGAGGGCAUCGAAGAGGGGCGGCUCAUAUUUGACAAUCUGAAGAAGUCCAUCGGCUACACGCUGACGAGCAACAUUCCCGAGAUGGUGCCCUUUGUGCUCUUUGUGCUGGUGGGCAUUCCAUUGCCGCUCGGAACGAUUACCAUCUUGUGCAUCGACGUGGGCACUGACAUUCUGCCGGCCAUCAGCCUCGCCUACGAGCCGCCCGAGGCGGAUCUGAUGCAGCGUCCACCUCGGUCCCCCUCAGAGCACCUCGUCACCCUGCCGCUGAUAACGAUGGCCUACCUGAAGAUUGGCGUCCUGCAGAUGACCGCCGGCCUGCUCGCCUACAUCGCCAUCAUGGCGCAGCACGGCUUUUUCUGGCGGACGCUGGUCGGCAGUCGCCAGAGUGGCUGGCUCAGCGUUCACCUCGAAGACAUGACCGACGAUUAUGGACAGCAGUGGAGCUACGCCGCCCGGCGCCGACUGGAG